AUGGCUGCCACAGUGGAGGAAGUCAUUGCCAAGGCUGAGAUGCUUGAGAUUGAGCCUAAAACAGGUGUUGCUUUGAAGCCACAGCCACCUAACAAGGAGACAGUGAAUGGCACUGAACCAAAGAUAGCUGAUGGUGAGACAGGCAAAGGGGAGAUGAACAAUACCAAAGGAGUGAAAGUUACUGAGGAGCCAAAGAGUGAGACAGUUCAAGAAGACAAGUUAGUUCAUGUGCCCGGGGAUGAUGUAAAGAAAGAGGAAGUGCCUGUUGAGACUGAACCUAAGACUGGGAUCUCCUUCCCAGUUAAGUUGGAUGAUGGGAAGCAGUUGGCUGCUGAUGUUGAUUUGAGGAAACGGAGCAUGCUUGGCAUCGGCAUCAAAAUGUAUGGAUUCGGGAUAUAUGCAGAUAGUGAGAAACUGAAAGAUCUUCCGAGGACAAAAAUUGGGCAAGCACCAACAAAACCUACCAAGGAAACGUACCAACUGGUAAUUGGCAAUAAUGCAGGAAUGUUGGUGCGAUUGGUGAUUGUGUUUUCUGGGCUCAUUAUGAGCAUGGUGAGAAAGAACUUCAAUGAAGGUCUAGGAGCAGCCAUCAAAACACUGGUGGAAAGAAUGACGAGCUCACAAUUAACUCAAUUCUUGAUCAUGGGAGAAGCAUCAUAUGACACGAAACUGACACCUGGUUCAGUAAUUGAGAUGUUCGGGCUUCCAGGAUACACUGUCCAAACAGAAGUGAUGGGAGAUGUAGUGAGCAAGGUUGAAAGUGAAGUCCUCUGCAGGGCCAAUAUCUACUUGUAUCUGGGAGAAGAUCCUUUUGAUGCAGAAGAGAAAUGUGGGAAAUCUUUGCUUUCUCGCUUCUGAAAAGAGAGUCUAAGCAGCUUCAAGGUUCGUAAGAAAUAAGGGACAUCUACAUCUCUGUCUACUUUGUUGUGACUGAAUAUCUGACCAAUAUAGCAACGAUAAUGGGACGGGGUUUCUGUUACAAAUGCAAGCAU
Diospyros lotus (date-plum) is the source of this 992-nucleotide messenger RNA. Its product is annotated as chalcone isomerase-like protein 1. The record is from RefSeq and is a predicted model, not a curated record. NCBI's taxonomy places the organism in Eukaryota, Viridiplantae, Streptophyta, Magnoliopsida, Ericales, Ebenaceae. Gene Ontology annotation, molecular function: intramolecular lyase activity.